UGUGAAAUAAUGGAACAAAAUAAUGUAAAAAUGGUAUCAAAAUUAGGUCUUGGAGACUUGGACAUGUCCUACCAAUUCCAAAUUUAUGUGAAAAAACACCAUUUUCUUUUUUUUAAUUACAGUUCUACCCUCAAGUCAUAUUAUCAAUAGUUUCAUCACUUCCAAAUCCGGUAUAUAUUGGGGUAGUACAUCUUCAAAACCCUAGCUACUCUUCCAUCGUCGGCUCGGGCUAUCACAGGAUCAAGGAAUGGCUCCGAAACAGGCCAGUUCUGGGCUUUUUGUUGGUCUGAACAAAGGCCAUGUGGUUACCAAGAAGGAGCUAGCUCCAAGGCCCUCAGACCGGAAGGGAAAAACAAGCAAGAGAGUCCAUUUUGUCCGGAACCUAAUCAGGGAAGUGGCUGGAUUUGCACCAUAUGAGAAGAGGAUAUCUGAGCUUCUGAAAGUUGGAAAGGACAAGCGUGCUUUGAAGGUAGCCAAGAGAAAGUUGGGCACUCACAAGAGGGCAAAGAGGAAGAGAGAGGAGAUGUCUAAUGUUCUCCGAAAGAUGAGGGCUACCGGAGGUGGUGACAAGAAGAAAUAAACAUUCUCGAACUAGGUUUAUGGCGAUGUCUUAUUUUGGAAGUUCAAUGAGUUGAAGUAUGAGCAGAUUUACAUUUUCUGCGUAUAUUUGUUGUUUUUCGAGAUGGAUUUACUAAACAAAGUUCCCCUUAAUAUAUCAAGUCCUUUGUAGACUAUUUUCAGCUAUCCUUUCGUAAAUUCGCGUGGUGUUCUUUUGAUCUAGCUGUAUCAGUGGU
This is a messenger RNA of Cuscuta campestris, 794 nucleotides long. The record is from the annotation of a GenBank genome assembly. NCBI's taxonomy places the organism in Eukaryota, Viridiplantae, Streptophyta, Magnoliopsida, Solanales, Convolvulaceae.